AUGGCUCCUAAGACCCCAUCCAAGCCUCACCAGGGCAAGCCACCCUACAAGACCUUUAGUACUUUAGUGAAGUACAAGGUAGCUUCUUGUGUCUCUAAGAAGCUGUUACACCUCCUCAAGUACUCUGCGCCUGUCAGGCCAGCGCUAGAGAAGCGCAUAAACCUCCCUAAGCACACUGAGCCAGAAGUAUGA
This is a messenger RNA of Didymella exigua CBS 183.55, 192 nucleotides long. RefSeq lists its product as uncharacterized. NCBI's taxonomy places the organism in Eukaryota, Fungi, Ascomycota, Dothideomycetes, Pleosporales, Didymellaceae. The transcript has 3 exons. The coding region runs from base 1 to 192 and encodes 63 amino acids. The record is from RefSeq and is a predicted model, not a curated record.